GAGGAGCACAGCGUGACGUGGCAGAUGGUGCCCCGUGGCAGGCCGCGAGCGCAAGGCCUCGGCCAUGGGAGCCGCGUCCACGCCGGAGCUGGGGCCGUGGCUGGUCGGCUUCAGCGUCGGGGUUCUCCUCGACGUCGCCGCCCGCAGCGCCCUGCGACGGCGGUGCGGCCGCUCCCGCUGCGCCGCUCUGGCCGGCGCGCCCGCGCCCGCGGGCGGCCCGCCGCUGCUCGGAGCCCGCGGGCCCAGGCUAGCCAAGGCGCUACUGGCGGGUGCCCUCCUGGCGAGCGCCGCCGCGGCGGCCCGCUGCGGGCCGGCGCUGCGCGGCGGCGUCGCCGCGAGGAGGCCUGGCCGCCGCGAGGGCCCCGAGGCGGGUGCGGGCCCGGAAGCCGCCUGCGUGCUGCACUCUCUCGAGGAAGAGACCGACGAGGUCGUCGUGGUGGCGUCCAGCGACGGCACCAUGAGCUCGCGGUCUCAUCGGCAGAUGUCCGUGUCGUCGAGGCACGACGGGCGCUGACAGGGGCCAGCUCGCGCUGCGGCACCCGCCAUCCUCGCCAGGCACCAAGCGUUGGAGGAAUGCGUCGUUUCACAGGGCUCGGCGGGCACGACCCUUGCCCGUCCGACUUUUUUGGCGGGUUCUCGAGAGAUCCGGCAGCGGGGGGGAGACCGGCGCGGCCUCCGCGCUCCUUGGCGCGCCCGCGGUCUGCAGGACGGCCUGCUCUGAAUUCGAGCGUGGCCCCGAGCAACAGACGGGGCCUCGGCUGUCAGAGAGAAACGUACCGUCAUCGAUCUCCUUUCGCUUCGCGCUCU
Molecule: messenger RNA, 807 nt
Organism: Prorocentrum cordatum
Lineage: Eukaryota; Dinophyceae; Prorocentrales; Prorocentraceae
Source: the annotation of a GenBank genome assembly